AUGAGCAGUGACGAGCCGCCAGUCAGCCGAGCGGAUCGCGCUCACUUUAACCGCCAGGCGCGUCACCUCGCUGCUUUCAGCAUACAGCUGCACCUCCUGCAAGGCCCGCCAAUCAAGCGCCGCCAGCUGGAUGCCGCGUCGCGGCUGCUGACGCGCAGGGAGCUGUGUGACGUCAUGAACGAGCGCGCUGCCGCAGGCUUGUGUGCUGUCACCACUCCUGAUGGCGAUGGUGCUUGCGCUGACAGCGUUGCUGCUACUUAUAUUGGUGGUUCAGGCUCGGCUGGAUUAGGUUCGGCCACAUCAUAUUCAGCUGUAUUAGGUUCGGCUGGGCCCCAGUGUGUGAGUGAAGGCAAUCGCAGCAGCACAGGCGGGGAGGCUGCUGCUGUGCUGUCAGCGCGACUGCAAUCCGCUGCUGCCCGCCUGUGGAGUGCGGGCAUGGCAGGGGCGAGUGGCGUGGCAGGGGCGAGUGGCGUGGCAGGGGCGAGUGGCGUGGCAGGGGCGAGUGGCGUGGAAGGGGCGAGUGGCGUGGGAGAGAAGGGAGGAGGAGGAGGCAGAGCGGGGGCGGGCGGAUUCCUGGGUUUGGUGCUCAUGGGCGGGGCUGGUGGAGACGAGGGGACGGACGGGAUGGAGGGGACGGUGGGGGGUGAAGAGGGGGAGGAGUGGCAGAGAGGGAAUGCAGAGGGCCCCAGGGGAACGGGCAGCGCCAGCGCAGUGUGGGUUAACGGCCGCAGCAGCUGUGCCUCACAGCAACGGCCAGGGGAGGGCAGCAGGGAGGCGAGGCGGUGCAGUGGUGGCGUUAGUGCUGCUUUUUGGGAGGCGCUGCUGUGGGAGAGAGGGGGGGUUGAGCAGAGGGAUGCGAGCAACAGCGGAAAUGAGAUGGGCGAUCAGGAGGAGGCAGCAAGGCUGGAGAGGAGGAAGGAGGGCCAAGGGGAGCAGGAUCAGGAGUGUGAUGAUAUGGCGGGGGGGGAAGAAGAACAAGGUAGUGGGGACGAGGGGGGACGAGAGGAUGGCACUCGUGUUGAGGCGGUGGGAGGGGAGGGGGUGUGGCAGCGGCUGAUGGCUCACCAGGUGCGGCAAGCAGCCUGCAAGGCCCAUGUGCUCUCCACGCCCCUCCCCUCGCGGACUAGCCACCCUCGCAUGCCUCACCCUCCACUCUCCCCGUCUGUGCAUCCGCCCUCCUCGUUCUCCUCCUCCUCUUCUCCCUUUUCUUCUCUGUCGUCCUCCUCUCCUUGUCUAUACCCACCUUAUCGCAGUGCCUCCUUGCCUCUCACCUCCUCUUCCUCCUCCUCUCGCUCACCUCGCUCCUUUUCCUCCUCCUUUUCCUCCUCCUUUUCCUCCUCCUCUUCCUCAUCCUGCCUUUAUCCACCCUACCGCAGUGCCUCCUUGCCCCCCGCCUCCACAUCCCCCUCUCCCUUCCACUCCUUUCGCUCCUCGCACUCCUCCUCCUCUGCUUCCCUCCACGUGCCUUCCUCAUCAACCCCCACACAGCCAUUCAACCAAACACACGUCCCCACCACAUCGAGCCGCUGCCCCUCUGCGCCCACUCCCAUCGCCUUUCUCUCACUUGCCUCCCCUGCCCUCUCCCCCCUUCCCUCUCACUCCGCUCACGAGCCUACCACCCCAAGAGCCCCCCUUCCUAGUGCCCCCAGUUGGCCCAGCUCUCUCCGCCCCGCCCUGCGCACCAGCCUGCGCUACCAGCAGGGAAGGGCGGGGCAGCCUCUGGCCUUGCCUCGCAGCGUGUCGUGGGCGGACGCGCAGGGGAAGGCUCUCACAGAGGAGCUUCGGUUCUCAGUGCGCGAUAGACAGUAG
Closterium sp. Yama58-4 is the source of this 1809-nucleotide messenger RNA. NCBI's taxonomy places the organism in Eukaryota, Viridiplantae, Streptophyta, Zygnematophyceae, Desmidiales, Closteriaceae. The record is from the annotation of a GenBank genome assembly.